GCCUCUAAAGCGCCCAGCGCCAGUCUCCCGCUGCCGCACUUUCACUCUCGGUCCACCUCGGUGUCCUCUAGCUGUCCAGCCCUGCAGCCUCUGGCGCGCCCUCCCGCCCACGCCAUGGACGCCAAGGUCGUCGCCGUGCUGGCCCUGGUGCUGGCCGCUAUCUGCAUCAGUGACGGUAAGCCUGUCAGCCUGAGCUACAGAUGCCCGUGCCGGUUCUUCGAGAGCCACGUCUCCAGAUCCAACGUCAAACAUCUGAAAAUCCUCAACACUCCAAACUGUGCCCUUCAGAUUGUGGCAAGACUGAAGAGCAACAACAGACAAGUGUGCAUUGACCCGAAAUUAAAGUGGAUUCAGGAGUACCUGGAGAAAGCUUUAAACAAGGGGCGCAGAGAAGAAAAAGUGGGGAAAAGAGAAAAGAUAGGAAAAAAGAAGCGACAGAAGAAGAGAAAGGCUGCCCAGAAAAGGAAAAACUAGUUACCUGCCUUCCUACAGAUGGACCGCAGUGCAUUCUGCUCUGGCGCUUUCUAACACGCCCUUCCCUCUUCAGGGGCAGACCCCACACCCCGGGCAGGUGCUCACACUUGAUGGUAAAUUCUCCCCUCUUCCCGGGGCAGACCCUCACACCCUGGGCAGGUGCCCAGACUUUCCUGCCCUGGUGGCCACACCAGCUGCUGUAUUUAUGUGCUUCUUAAGGCCCUGCUCCGCCUGCUAAGCUAUGAAGAAAAUAGAUGUACAGAGACUGGGGUGGAGGCUAAGCCACAGAGGACCUGCUGAGCCUGGCAGCAUUGCCCCGAGCUGAGCCCCUGGCCAGGAGUUCCCAAGGCUCACACCCAAAGUCCACAGUCCUAUGAAGGCCAGGGUGGUCUGCUUAGCCAGGAAAGGGCAUAAUGCCUUCCUCUCAGCCAUACUGCCCCUUGUGGCCUUCUCAGGACAUGAGGUGACUGACUUGCUCUCAGGCCCACCACAUGCUUUUCCAAGUACCUGCAGCCGGGAAAGGAACUUCCGCCCUGCUCCCCUGGCUGUGUGAGCAGCCUUGCCUUCCAGCCCAGAAGGGUUUCUACAGACUGUUGGGUGAGCAGGAGGAAUGAUGAAUUCUCAGAAAACAGAUGUGAGCUGCUUCUCAGGGAAUCUUUUCUUUGGACAACUCACUUUAGAGUCUUUAAACGGGUCCCUUGUGGGGAGGACAGAUGUGCUCUGGAACUUAUACAGAAGGGCCAGCAGCUUCAGGGACUUUCAGUCUGUCCUUUUGGUCCCAACAUCCCUGGGAUGGUGUCUUAUCUGGGCACAGCUGCCUCAGUCCUAACUCCUGAGAGAUGUCUGCCUUCAGUGAAUUGGGUUAAAGUUCUGUAACAUUCUACUCUCCUACCUGACCCUCACCUGGCAAUUUAUGUCUGUCUUUUUGCCAGUCUGGAUGGGAGGGAUAGAGGGCAAAGCUCUGAUUUUAGUGGUGUUUUGAAAGAGGAUUCUCUGAGUUUCUUGACCCUCCUCUUCACCUCGUGUACACAUACACAUCUUGUACUCCAGACUUCUGGGUAUAAUUUCCAUACCUGGGGCAGAAACAAGAAAGGAUCUGAAAAUGCGGCAAAUGGAUUGCAGAGGAAGGCCGCCCAGGGGCCCCAUGUGUCACACUCUCCUGGGUCCCUAAGUCCUGUGUCCAUUGAUGUACUUCUUAUGGUUCUAGCAUUGAACAGAUACAUCCCUUCAUGGUCCUUGCGGGGACGUGUCUUGCUAGGGAGCUUCAGGGAAGACCUGUGUUACCAACUGUUACCCUUUAUGUGGACAGCUCAGCCAUCCAUAUCCUCUCCUCAGCUCUGAGGGCACCUCUUCAGGCCCAGGGUCACUGCCCGUCCUUCUUGUGAUGGCAGCUGCAGUCUGAGGUCAGAGUGGCCUCAGCUGGGGCCUUCCUACUAUUACUAAAACACUUCUGAAGGACAGAUCUGUGCCCAAGCCACAGCUCUGCUUAGAAAGGGAUGCCUAGCCCAUCCAGGACUGGGAAGAACUGUUGUCCCCUAGCAACCAAAGGCCAAGCUGAGGCUGCCCUGAGGUAGAAGACCACUUUCAGAAAUGCCCAUGGACUCUGCCUCCCACCAUCUGUCUCCAAGUCCUAGAGGAGCUGGCUGCAGAGACUAAGGGAAUAGACCAUCCCUUAAGAACCACAGCAAGCUCCACUUGUCUUUAUGUGGCUCUUGGGAGCCCCUCUGUGCUUAAGUGGCUUAUGAAGCCCUUAUAAAGGGCAACCCCAGCCUGCUGAAUAGAGUCACCAUGGAAAUGCCCGAGAAGCUGAUUUCAUCUUGUGAUAGGUUGACGUAGGAUGUGUUCCUGCAAGUUCACAGGCAGGUUGGAGGGGUAGUCCUUACAGUGUCCCACACAGAUGCCUUCUGGGAAAACAUGCAACCUCCUGAGUGCCAAGACCUCUUCUGGUGAUGUGGCAUCAGCCAAGGGAUUUCAAGAAAGAAUGAGUUUUUGAUGCAAGUUGUGAGAUCUGCCUCUUUUCUUGGAGUUCUGAGGCCCGGGGAUGUCCGGGGACACCUCGGCUGCUGUUGCUGGGGUAGAUACAUCGCCUCAACACCAGUGUCCUAGGGUUAAGACAGUGAGCCUGGUCAUGUACUCCUUGUACCAUGCCUCCCAUGCCAGUGUUUGUGUGUGCCUUGCCCUGUGCUUGCCAUGUUCAUCUGUCUCCUCUGCUUCCCAUCGUCAUCCAGACUCUGAGCAUCAGCCCUGGCUGUGUCCUUCCCUGCUUCCCCACUCUCUCCGGCCUCGGAAGGAAGACACAGGACAGCAAGCUGAAAUAAGGGGUAGGGCCCAUGGCUCCUGCCAGGCCCCGCAGCGUCCCAGGCACGUGGUGGUGAGAAUCUGCCUUAAUCGUGUCUCCUCUGUUCUUGU
Molecule: messenger RNA, 2883 nt
Organism: Peromyscus eremicus (cactus mouse)
Lineage: Eukaryota; Metazoa; Chordata; Mammalia; Rodentia; Cricetidae
Gene: Cxcl12
Product: C-X-C motif chemokine ligand 12
Exons: 4
Coding region: 115-474 (119 amino acids)
Biological process (GO): defense response; induction of positive chemotaxis; immune response
Cellular component (GO): extracellular region; external side of plasma membrane
Molecular function (GO): CXCR chemokine receptor binding; chemokine activity
Source: RefSeq, a predicted model, not a curated record